Drosophila kikkawai is the source of this 1104-nucleotide messenger RNA. RefSeq lists its product as uncharacterized. The record is from RefSeq and is a predicted model, not a curated record. Lineage: Eukaryota; Metazoa; Arthropoda; Insecta; Diptera; Drosophilidae.
UUCAAGUGCGCACACAAGACGCGCUCCAAACUCGAGAACUGUUCGCGAAACUCCUUGGGAAAAGCCCAUUAUCGGGAAGAGCAAAAACCCAAGAUGCUGUCAACAGCGCGAUCUUUCACCGCCUACCUCUUGUUAAUAUUCUGUGGCCUGCUGCUCACUCAUCACGGUGUCCAAGGUCAGGCGAAUAAAGUGUCCUCCAAGCUGGAUUUCGAUGAGAGCAACGGGAGCAACAAUCAGACGGGCUUACCCGGCCAGUCGGGGCAAGGGCAGGUGGGGGCCUUUGGCAACGGGAGCUACGACCAGGGCAUGGGCCGCAGCUUCGGUGGUGGAGGAGGCACCACAUCCUCCGGUGGCGGGGGAAAUCGACCCAAGAUCCAUGGCGUCCGGGUGACUGUCGAUACAGGCGAUGGACAGCAGCAAACGAAAGAGUCCAAGGAGAGCGUGGAAAUUACGGAUUUGGGCAAGCACAAGAAGCGUGUGGGCAUCCACACGGACAUCACGUUUGAGAUAACCUCGGAGGCGGACGGAAACGAGACCAGUUCCGCCCAGCAGCAGGGCGACAAGGAGGACGCCAGUGUCCCCAUCUACAAGGGCCGCGGCGGCAGUGACUCCAAGCACAAAACUCGCAAGCCAUAUGAUCCCAAGUCCCAGUGGAAUCCCAAUUUCUCCGGGGAGCAACGGGGCUACCAGGGAUCUAGUCGAGGUGGAGGCAGCAACUACUACCCGCAGUACUAUCCCCAAAACGUUUACACCGACGGAAGUUCAGACGCCGGCAGUGUCUACCGAAAUGGCGAGACCUGGACACACUAUGUUCCAGUUUGGACCACGGAGCGGGCACCGCACGAGCAGGGACAGACUUAUCGUCGGCCCAGCUGGAAGCCUUGCUAUUGUAUGUCAUCCGCCGAUUUCAGGCGUCGUCGGGACAGUAGGACCUGGGAUCAGCAUAAAGGCGUAAUCAACAGUGGCGUUGUUCAGGUGGUGGAUGGUAAGCUGGAGAAGCCCUUUUCCUGAGAAAGAGUCUCAUUUAUACUUUGCACCGGGAAUUGAGAUCAAGCCCAAGCUAUACUUUAUUCGUUUCUUAAUAAAGACAUUUCGACAUUUUAA